Thecamonas trahens ATCC 50062 is the source of this 1742-nucleotide messenger RNA. RefSeq lists its product as uncharacterized. Gene Ontology annotation, molecular function: GTP binding; phosphatidylinositol binding; phosphatidic acid binding. The coding region runs from base 1 to 1167 and encodes 388 amino acids. The transcript has 2 exons. The record is from RefSeq and is a predicted model, not a curated record. NCBI's taxonomy places the organism in Eukaryota, Apusomonadida, Apusomonadidae.
AUGACUACGGUGGCACACCGCUCGCUCGGGAUGGGCGACUUUAAGGACGGACGGAGUGGGGUCGGGUGGCCGGUGGUCUUUGCUGGUGGUAUGGUGGUGGGUGCGCUGGCGUCGACCGCUACCUUUGCGUCGUACCUUGCGUACAAGGCCUACUUUCGGAGGGUCAAGCGACACGAGAUUCAUCGCUUGCGCUCCGAGCUGGCGGUGAUGCAGGCGGCGAACCCGGCGCACACGCUCGAUCUCAAGCUGGCGUCGCGCGGGCGGGCUGUGGAGCGAGCAGACUCUGCGGUGAAGCCACGGAUGGAGCAGAGCACUGACGCUCCAGUCUUCUCCAUUGUGCUCACGGGUGGGCCCAUGGGCGGCAAGUCGUCGUGCCUCGAGGUCAUCACCAAGGCUCUCGCCCUCCGCGGCUACGAGGUGUAUGUAGCGCCAGAGAUCCCCACCCUUCUGCUCAACGGCGGCUGCCGCUACCCCAAGACCGAGGGCGGGCCCAUGCUAGAGGCCUUUGAGACGGCGCUGCUGCACCUGCAGUGGCAGCUCGAGAACUCGUUCUUUAAGAUUGCGCUUGCUGCCCGCAAGCCCUCAGUCAUCAUCUACGACCGCGGCCUGAUGGACGUUCGCGCCUUUGUGCCGGACACCAUGUGGCAGUCCAUGCUUACCGCUAACGGCUGGUCCGAGGACGUCUUUAUGGGUCGCUACGACUUGGUCAUGCACCUCAUGUCGGCGGCGUCGGGCCUGCAAGAGGUCUACGAGGAGGUCUGCUCCUCGCAGCCCAACUCGCGCAUUGCCACUAUUCCUGCCGCACGCGACCUCGAUGCUCGCCUGGUUGCCUGCUGGCAAGCCCACCCCAAGCACAUCGUUGUCCCCAACUACGACGACUUUGAGGUCAAGAAGAAUCGCGCCCUCCAGCACGUGCUCGACAUGAUCCGGACCGCCGAGCAAAUGAUGCCUGUGGUCUCGCCCGAGCAACUUGCACCACCGCGCCGCCGUACCACUACACAUACGGACUCGCCGCUGGCCUCACCGUCCAUCUUUGAGUGGUCGUUUGAGACCGAGGACGAUCCCGCUCGCCGCUCGCCGAGCGAUCCGGUCCUCGCCGGUGCCGGCGAUGACUCGGCGUCUGACAACGACGACGACGACGUUGUUGUCGAGCUCGGCGUCUCAUAACGCCACGACUCUGGCAUGUGCGUCCUGCUGCGUGGCUAAUGGGCAAGUAGUAGGUCGGUGUUUUUGUUGUUGUGCGGUCGUCCCGGGAUGCGGCUCCGACCAAGCCGAGCGGACACGACAAGCGAUUCAUCGUCUGCCAACGACGACGACAACUUGAGAAGAGGGGGGGGAGGGGGGAGAGAGAGAGGAAGGAGGACGAGAAUGAGAGAGAUGUUGUCAGAAACUCUGGACUCUGAAGACUUCUCACGCGCUGGAACCGCAAGUCGAGGUGUGCCCGCCGCUGGCGGUGGGGCUGCCACAGUUGUCCGAGGCUGCGGAGAGCCAAGGCAGCGACGGCGCCGGUCCGUAACGGGCGAGGAUAGCGUCGGCAUCCUCGUCGAGGAUGGGACUUGUGUAGAAAAUCGGCGGUGACGGCAAUGCGGCCUGCUUGACAAGUGCCGGGGACGGUGGAAGGUCUGGGUUGACGAUCUCGGCGAGGAGCUCGCCCUUGGUGGUCCGCAGGGCGAGCGGGACCGAGCGCAGCACGUCGGGCUGCGGCGGGAGGCUCUUCUCGGAGUGAAUAAACUUACAGCGGG